AUGAAGAAUAAUCAGCCUUUGCAACUAAGAAGUAAACCAAACCAUCCAUGCCACCAAUUCCCAAAUACACCAAACCCCUGCCCCUAUACACACACACACACACACAUCUCCCACAAACCCCUGCUCUUGCUCCACAUUCCGACACCCAACACGCUGCCCCGCCACAGGAGCCCCUUCCUACGGGCAUCCACGGUCACCUUCGCGGACCAUCCGCGCCGCAGCCCGAACUUCUCAGCCCACACUCCCUCACCACCGCAGACCGAAGGGCUCCCCGUCUGGCUGGUCUCCCUACUCCACAUCCUCCCACACUCGCACCCUCCCCACUUCCUCGCCCUCGCUUCCCUCCCGGCUCCCGAGGAGAUUGCCCCAACCUCCUAUCGCUCUACUCCACACUCCCGAACACCUUCACCCCGCCACAGCGGGCUCCCCGCCUCCAGCCCCGAGGCCCAGCCCAGGCAUGUGGGGACAGGCACCCCCCCACACACGCCCCUCAAGCCUGCCCGGGCCGGGGGCACCCGCGUUGACCGGAGCCUCCGGAGGAGGAGUCCAGGCCAGUGCCCCCAAGCCCGCUUCCUCCGACCGUUGGAGCGGCGGGGAAGGAGGUUCCCCGGAACUCACCUCGAGCCUGUUGUCAACAUUAGCCCCGGGUUUCCCAGCACCAACUCCAGCACUCGGGUUCUCCCCUCCCCUCCCCCCACCUAUCUCGCAGCCGAGGACCCGCCUUCCUCAGCAACCCCUCCUCCCUCCGCCCGCGGGCCCUCCCGCCCACCACUCACAAGCGCGGCCGAACUGCGGGUGGGGGCGGGGCGGAGGGCGGUGUAA
Molecule: messenger RNA, 822 nt
Organism: Manis pentadactyla (Chinese pangolin)
Lineage: Eukaryota; Metazoa; Chordata; Mammalia; Pholidota; Manidae
Exons: 2
Coding region: 1-822 (273 amino acids)
Source: RefSeq, a predicted model, not a curated record